Drosophila willistoni is the source of this 1320-nucleotide messenger RNA. RefSeq lists its product as uncharacterized. The record is from RefSeq and is a predicted model, not a curated record. NCBI's taxonomy places the organism in Eukaryota, Metazoa, Arthropoda, Insecta, Diptera, Drosophilidae. The coding region runs from base 596 to 1219 and encodes 207 amino acids. The transcript has a single exon.
AAUAGGCCAUGGAAAUGUUAACAAAUCGAUAUAUUUUUCAUUCGCCUUCGUUCUAAGCAAUUCGAAAUUUUAAAAUUGUCCUAAAGCCUCAAUAAAGUUUAUUGAACCUCUAAUUUAAGUUGUGGGAGAGAGCCCAGAAGAAGCAAAUUUGCAAGCGGCCUAUCCAAAAAACAACUGAAUUGAGUGCAGUAAAACAAAAAAACAAGAAAAAGAAUAAAGGAAAAAGGAAGUAACUAAACGAAACGAAACAAAACAAAACAAGGACGAGAAUAAGGUGGAGCAAAGGUCCUGCCACUGCCGCUGUAUCGAUUAAACAUGAGCAGGGGGGCACUUUGAGGUCCUAGGAGUCACGUAGUCUGAGGCGGUAUCGGCUGGCAACACCAGCCCUCGCACACACACACACACCCAACACACACUCAUAAACACACGUUUGAUUACCGCGUGUAAACAGCAACAAGAAAUCCAAACAAUAGAACAGCAACAGAACUUGCAAGGACUCUCACAGAGCUGCGGCAGGCCACGGAGAUUGUGCAACGUUGUUGUUGUUUUACCCUUUGGUUUUGCCAACUUAGAGUCACAUGUUCAGUGAAGCCAAAUGGCAGACACGGACAACUUAGUCAACGAUGUGAAGCAGCUGCUGCAGCAGGAGCAGGAGCAAGAGACCCGGAGAAGGCCACGCCAACAAAAGUCAAUACCACCUCCGAAGCCAAUUCGCAAAAAGAAAACAUCCACGCCCACCGCCCUGCUGUGCGAACUGGCACGACUCAAGGCUCAGCAAAAGUAUCUUGAAUGCAAUCAAACUAAACUGAAUCCCCAACAUUUUCAGGAUGAUGACCUCCAAACAGAUAAAGCUAACGAUGUACGGGAUACUAAGAGUAUUGACAAUCUUAGACCGCAUAGUUCAUCGGCAGUAAUUAGUCUGAUUAAUGAAAUCGAACGCUUGAAAUUUGAAUUAGAUGAAAAGCUAAAAACCUAUCGAACUGCCAAACGUGAUGAACUUCAGGAUAUGUGGCACUAUAUGGGCUCGCUAAGGGAAGAUGUCUUCCAACCCGAAAGACUCAGCUUGUACACAAUGAAUGCUCUAAGGGAACGCAUUGUGGGUCUUAAUGGUCAGCUGGAGAGGUUAAAGAUCCAAAACUCCAAGGAAUUGGAAAUGCUACAAGAACAAUAUGAGAAAAUGGAAAAGGAAAACAGUUUUGUGUGGAAAGAAAGCUUUUGAAAUACAAAAAACAAAAUAUAUUAUUGAAACUGCUUCAAAAUUAUUUGCAUUUGUACUGAAAUUAUUAGUUGACAUUGUAUAAUAAAUAUUUUUAUACUGUA